Diuraphis noxia (Russian wheat aphid) is the source of this 2110-nucleotide messenger RNA. RefSeq names its product protein coronin (gene coro). Gene Ontology annotation, biological process: actin filament organization. Gene Ontology annotation, molecular function: actin filament binding. Lineage: Eukaryota; Metazoa; Arthropoda; Insecta; Hemiptera; Aphididae. The record is from RefSeq and is a predicted model, not a curated record.
GGCCGUCCAUCCGUCUCACCGACUCAGUAGCCAGCCGUCGCGUUUCCAACUCGCAAACGCCAAAUAUGGUAGAGUGAUUCAGUGAUAUUAGACGGGGACCUUUUUUUUCCCUCCGAUUCACGGCCAGUUCGCCGCGCCGUUCAGCCGUUGCUUAAUAUUGCCUUCUCCCCCCGCAUCGCGCGGUUGAAACGACGUUCCGGUUAUCUUGUCCGUCUGUAAUAUUUAUUUGGUUUUAAGUAUUUAUUUAUUUAUUUUUUUUUUUGUCAACUCGCACACAUUAUAACAAUUUAUUACUAUAUAAAUAAUAUCGUCGUGUGAUUCCGUUGAUCGACGAUAUCACGCGAACUUUGAUACUUUUCAAAAUAAUAUAAUAUUAUUCUCAUCCGCUAGCGGACCGCUUUACACACCUCACGUCKCCGCCACACGCACACACUCACGGCUGACGCUAUACACAUACACUUGGCUGGACCGCCGGAGCUCCGUUAGCAGUUUCCGAGAUAACGCCGGGAAAAUAAUAUAUCAAAUAUUGUACAGAUUAUACUCGAGAGAAAUUCCCGUUGCAUGAGUCACCGAGAUGUCUUUUAAAGUAAGAAGUAGUAAGUUUCGUCAUGUUUAUGGCACAGCUCUAAAACGUGAAUAUUGUUAUGACAAUAUUCGAGUGUCCAAAUCUUCUUGGGAUUCCACAUUUUGUGCAGUGAAUCCAAAAUUUGUAGCCUGUAUUGUUGAAUCAGCUGGUGGAGGCGCUUUUAUUGUGUUACCUCUUUCAAAGUGUCCUCAUAACGAUAAUGUAAUUGCUAGCGGUUCUGAAGAUUGUGUGGUAAAAGUUUGGCAAAUUCCCGACGGUGGAAUUUCACGGACAUUGACUGAGUCAGUAGUAGAUUUAAUUUAUCAYCAAAGGAGAGUUGGUCUGGUUUUAUGGCACCCAACAGCUCGAAAUAUUUUAUUAUCUGCUGGAUCUGAUAAUCAAGUGGUAAUUUGGAAUGUUGGUGUUGGUGAACCACUUAUUCAUAUUGACUGUCAUCCAGAUAUCGUAUUUAGUGCUUCAUGGAAUUUUGACGGAUCACAAUUACUGACAACAUGUAAAGAUAAAAAGCUGAGGCUAAUUAAUCCAAGAAGUGGAGAAAUUCUGCAGGAAGCAAUAUGUCAUGAAGGUAGCAAAGCAUCUAGAGGUAUAUUUUUAAAAGGAGGCCUUAUAUUUACAACUGGUUUUAGUAAACUUUCUGAAAGACAGUAUUCAUUGAGAUCUCCUGAAAAACUAGAUGAUCCUAUUGUUAUGGUUGAAUUAGAUACAAGCAAUGGUGUCAUGUUUCCGCUGUAUGAUCCUGAUACUAGUAUGAUUUACUUGUGUGGCAAGGGGGAUAGUGUUAUUCGAUAUUUUGAAAUAACUGCAGAGCAUCCAUUUGUCCAUUACAUUAAUACGUUCCAAACACCGGAUCCUCAACGAGGAAUUGGUAUGAUGCCGAAACGUGGUUGUGAUGUAUCCAUUUGUGAAAUAUCAAAGUUUUAUCGUUUAAAUAAUUCUGGACUCUGUCAAGCAAUAAGCAUGACAGUUCCAAGAAAGUCAGAGUUAUUUCAAGAAGAUUUAUACCCAGAUACUAUUGGAGAUAUUCCUGCUAUAGAUGCUGAAGAUUGGUUUAAUGGUCAAGAUGCUGAACCUAUUCUCAUAUCAUUGAAAGAUUAUCAUCAGCCAACACGAUUACCUACUGCUUCUGAAAUGAAGGUUGCUAAAAAGCCAAAUAUAUUGGAUAAACCAUCAGCAAAUAAAACAGUCAAGUCCAGUUCAAACAGUACAACWGCACCACCAGUAGCUAAACCACAAUUUAAUCAGCCACAGCAAUCAAUUCCAGAUGAUAUUGUGAAAGAAUUUAAAGAGGAAAUUCGGAAGUUAAAAGCCAUGAUCGUCAAACAUGAAAACCGUAUUAGAGCUUUAGAAGCUCGUGCAGCUGAAGAUACUACUGAUGCAGCCAAAGAUAGUGGUGAUUCUCUUGUUCUAAAAAAUAAUGACCAAAAUGAUGUGGAAACCAAAGAUAAUGAUACAGAAUAUGUGGACACUAAUGACGAUGAUGACUAAUUGUAUGAUUUAACAAUAUUUUUUUAAACAAUUAUAAGG